AUGGAUGAAAACGUUUGCAGAAUAUGUUUGCAAGUUAGUGAAGAAGAAGAAAUGACUUCAAUAUUCGAAAGUGAUGCAAAUAAUACCAUAAUAUCAAACAAAAUCAAGUCUUGCUGUGGCGUCGAGCUGCCCAUAGAAUCAGAUGGCUUCCCUACAAAAAUCUGCUCCAAAUGUAAAAUUUUCUUGACUAUUGCUUAUAAACUUCGGACAAUUUGCCAAAAUUCUGAUGCUUAUCUGAGGAGAUUCAAAGCAAAAGACAGUGAAGAAAAUGAUGAAAAUGAAGAGAUGCAAUUAAAAAGGGAAACAGAAGGUCUCAUCAUAACGUACAAAAUGAACAAGAGUAUGAAAUCAGAAUCUCGGAUGAAAUGGCUAGGCACAUACAGUGCCGCACCCAAUUAUUGGCACACCACGAUAUUCAAACUUUAA
This is a messenger RNA of Eupeodes corollae, 426 nucleotides long. RefSeq lists its product as uncharacterized. Gene Ontology annotation, cellular component: nucleus. The transcript is spliced from 3 exons. Gene Ontology annotation, molecular function: zinc ion binding. Lineage: Eukaryota; Metazoa; Arthropoda; Insecta; Diptera; Syrphidae. The record is from RefSeq and is a predicted model, not a curated record. Bases 1 to 426 code for a protein of 141 amino acids.